GGAGAGUAAAGAAAACACGGAAACUUUGCGAUCAACCAUCCGUCCCGCAGAAUCAUCAAUUGGCACACACAACUUGCGUGCUACACCAGCGGAUCUUAUACAAAGCACAAGUAGUAACUUCGACGAAGCUUCCUCGAGACAACCGCAGCAAUGGCCGCCGAGAAGCCCGAUAAGAAGGAGAAGAAGGACAAGAAGAGAAGCGACGAGUCCGGCAUCUCCAAGCCCAAGAAGGAGAAGAAGGAUAAGAAGGACAAGAAGGAGAAGCUCGCCGCCGCCCUCGAGGAGAAGGUCCAGCAGGAUGCUCCCGUCGCCGUCGCCGCUGCCAAGAACGAUGACUCCGAUGCUGAGGAGGAGAAGGCCGAUGAGCUGCCUCUUGAGCGUGUCGUUGUUCCCUUCGCCAUCCCCGUCGCAGAUGACAAGGGCAUGAAGAAGGUCUACAAGACCAUCCGCAAGGCUGCCAAGAACAACACCCUCAAGCGCGGUGUCAAGGAGGUCGUCAAGACCCUCCGAAAGUCUGCCCCCUCCGGUCCUGGCAACACCUCUUUCCCCGGUGUUGUCAUCAUCGCCGGCGACAUCUCCCCCAUGGACGUCAUCUCCCACCUCCCCGUUCUGUGCGAGGACCACAACGUUCCCUUCAUCUUCGUCACUUCGCGCGCUGAGCUCGGCGCCGCUGCCAAGACGAAGCGACCUACAUCCGUCGUCAUGAUCAUGGAGAAGGCUGAGGGCAAGAAGUCCAAGGACAAGUCUGCCGACAAGGACGGCGAGGAUGACGGUGAGGCGUUCGGCGAGAGCUACGCUUCGCUCGUCAAGUACGUGCAGAAGGAGUACGGCAAGCAGGCUUUCUGGGUCAAGGGCGGAUCCAAGUACUAGUGGAAAGACCGUCAGACACAAGAGAGUGCUGUAUCAGGAAAGGGUGGUGCCAUUAACAAGAAAGGCAAGAAGAGGAAGAGGUGUUAGAACAAGUCUGGGUGUAUUUAUACCAGAAAGAUCCAGCCCGAGAACAAUGGCAGGAUGAGGGCUUUGGCGGCGUUCAGGUUUAGCUAUUGCAUUAAAAAUGGGAUAUGAUUACAACAAGUC
Fusarium graminearum PH-1 is the source of this 1077-nucleotide messenger RNA. RefSeq lists its product as uncharacterized. NCBI's taxonomy places the organism in Eukaryota, Fungi, Ascomycota, Sordariomycetes, Hypocreales, Nectriaceae. Gene Ontology annotation, cellular component: box H/ACA snoRNP complex. The transcript has 2 exons. Gene Ontology annotation, biological process: ribosome biogenesis; rRNA pseudouridine synthesis; snRNA pseudouridine synthesis. Gene Ontology annotation, molecular function: box H/ACA snoRNA binding. The record is from RefSeq and is a predicted model, not a curated record. The coding region runs from base 151 to 870 and encodes 239 amino acids.